Ixodes scapularis (black-legged tick) is the source of this 2332-nucleotide messenger RNA. RefSeq lists its product as uncharacterized. The coding region runs from base 238 to 2298 and encodes 686 amino acids. The transcript is spliced from 7 exons. NCBI's taxonomy places the organism in Eukaryota, Metazoa, Arthropoda, Arachnida, Ixodida, Ixodidae. The record is from RefSeq and is a predicted model, not a curated record.
AGCCAGAAAACCGGAAAGGAGAGAAAGGAGAAAGGAAAGAAGGGUAGAAAGACCAUCUUGAAAUGUUGACAAUUUGGACGUGAGAUUCUUUGCGAAGAAAGUCGCCGAGAGUACACAAAAACACCCCAAUAUCGCUUGCUGGACUUCGUGUCGCGCCGCGAACUAUAGCACGUUGAUCCUACGACGGUACUUCUGUUGCAAAGCAAGAGCUCGGCCUAGCGCCCCAGGGAGCCCGAGAUGAGCGUGGACACCGGCGCCUACGACGGGGUCGCCUUGGCACCGUCGAGCGGAUCCAACUUGACCGGUUCGAGGGACGAACGCUCCCGGUGCCGAGACAGGGACCGGCGAAGCGAACGGAGCCGUGGCCGCGAGACAGACUACCACGGCAGCAAUCGUGACCCUGUUCGAGGCGAUCGGAUAAAGCGUGGUGUGGACCGCAGCAUGGACCGUGGACCAGACCGCGGACCGGAUCACCGCGGUGGUGACCGCAGCAGCAACCGAGGCCGCGACUGGGACCGGGACAGGGACUUCCUCGAUGCCUCUCCCAACAACCGGGACAUGGCGGCUGGCGACAUAGACUACCGGGAAUUCAAUGAACCGCCUGACCAGCACCGGCGGCGGGAGGCGCACCACAGCAGCGAGGACGACAGGGACUGCUCGCGGUGGCGGGACCAGGACCAGGACCGCAACUGGGCCCGCGGCGACCAGGACCUCAGUUGGGACCGUUCACUGGAGCUCAACUUGCGAGACCGGGAAGGAGAGAGGGAGGAGAUCCCGAACGACACGAACAUUGUCCGGGGCAUGCCCAUUGAGACCAUCCAGCUGGAGCCCAGAAACGAGGUUAUUCGCUAUGGCCUUGAGCCCAAAGACGACCGUCUGAUGAAGCCCAAGGACACAGGAGCGAGCCAGCCUUGGGGAGGAACGGCCGCAACGGAGCAAGUCCUGAACGACAUGGCGGAACACAGGACUGAGCCACCCCCGGGGGAGAUGUGGUCAAGCGCCAAAGAACCGACACCUCCUUGGAGAAGCCAUUCCACAUGGCGUUACCCAGAAGGCCCACCGGACGGGAAUACGGGUUGGGCCGUUUUCCCAAACACCCAGGCUGGUGAAGCAACGACCGACCAGCCAGGCCCCGAGGAAGGAAGGUGCUGGUUCAGUCAACCAGACCCUCAUGGUGGCCAAUCAUGGGGGCGACAGCACCGGGGAUGGCCGAACGGCAGACGUGGGCAACGCCGUUGGGGCUCUGCAGGCACUGCGAGGCCAACAGCUGUAACGCCUUCAUGGCAAGGGGCAAGCCCGUCUGCAGCAACAUCGCGGCACGGGGCAGGGCCGUCCGCAGCAACAUCGCGGCACGGGACAAACCUGUCUGUUGCAACACAGCGGCGCAAGGUAAACCCGUCCGCGAGGGCACCUCCGCAGAACAAGGCAGCGCCGUCUGGGUCGGGGGGACCUGCCUGGAGUAGGCGCCCCUGCCACACCGUGGCCACGUGGACGGCGUGUGGGGAAGGAGAGGCCAUCCUCUAUGUCUCUCGCCAGCGUUGGAAACAUCAACCAAGGCCAACGCCCGGACAGCCCGACAACGAAGUCCCACACCCGUUCCGUGGUCACACGCUACCGUCGGUGCCACGCGUCUUGGGAGAGCCGGACACUUGCUGGCUAUGCGGGGUCCCAAUCAUCCAUCUAGAAACCCACGAGGCAGGUCAACUCCAUCGCGAUCUGCUGGAGGCACACCCCCUCCCUGGCAACGUGGUGGCAGCGGUGCAGCUCUUGAGAAGAAGCUGCCCGGACCUUCUGGCUCCCGCUGCCGUGGCCCUCGUCCAGCCGGUCCAGCUUCCCACGAACCCUGCCGCCGCUCCAGUUACCGCAGUUGCUGCCGUCAAACCCGCAGCCACAACGGCCCCUACCACAUCGGCCGCUUCCAGCUCUUCCGGCCCAAGUCAUCGGGCCGGUGGCGUCCAGCUGCCCCCUCUGUCCGCCCCGACUUUCGAUGACAUCAUUGACGAGGGGGGCCAGGAGGUACCGCCCAGCUCAGCUACCAAUGACGACAUCAUGGCCGAGGUGGAGGAACCCCUUGGCAAGACCCGUGAGUUGCCGACCAACCGAGGCCCUCCCGAAGACCGGGCCUUGAGGGGGGGGAAGUGUGGGAAGCCGGGGAGGAAGAAGGCGCGGGGGGGACACGCCAUGGGCGGCCGAGUGGUGUUCGAGACCAGCGCGAGCAAGAACGGCCACAACGGAGCAAGCCCUGAACAACUCGGCGAAACACAGGGCCGAGCCACCCCCGGGAAAGACGCAGUCUAGCACCAAAAUAGAGUAAAGUGUUUUCUCACAUCUU